AUGAACUUGCUCCCUUUGAACGACACUUACAUCGUUUUGUCAUCAGAUCUCAAUUUUUACUACUUAUUGCAUGUCCCGGUCGCUGCGAUGUAUUGGAUUGGGAAGGGAGUAAAGGUGUUACUCGUCAUUGUUCUCAAGGAGAACGAGGAUGCAGAUGAUCGGGAUUUCGCGCUGGUUGAAUUACUAAACUUUUUGGAGGGCGAAAUGAAUGUAAGCAGGGGUUGCGAUUUUGAUUAUGUUUCAGCGAAAAAUUAAGUGCCGCAGGGGCAAGUGUUACUUGGAGGCAAAAUGAAAUCAAACCUUUUUGUGAAACGUUUGUAAAUUUGGCAGAAAUCGCGCUGAAAUUUAGGGCAAGAAAUACUAGUCGCGACAUAAAGUCCUGACACAUUUUGCACCGUGCAUUCUUCUUUCAUUUUAUCCGCACUGUGCAUCUUUUCGCAUUUGUCGCCGCGAUUUCCCGUUUUUGCACUAGCGACGUGCACUUUCGCGCGCGACAAACCCGAAUUUGGGGGCGCGACGUCCAAACCCAGAACUUUCGCACGGUCAAAAUGUGUCAGGGCUUCAUGUCGCGACUAGUACCAUUUUCCAUUCAAAUCCGUUCCUAAAAUUAUACGUAGUGUGCAGCACAUAAAGCCAAUUUCAAAAAAAGCUAAAUAUGUUUGACGACCUCCCUUUCAUCAGAACGUUGCCCUUUUCAGGUGAAAGUGAUCUACUACCGUAACUACACGAUCCCUUCUUCCCAAUUCUCCCAAACAGUCAGAGCUUUUGCCGCAGGCUCUGAGUUCGCCCAUACUUUGGAUCCGGAUAAAACGGUCUUCGUUACAAGCGACGUUGACUUUUUCCCCCGCAAUAUAUCAUCUCAUAUCCCGAAGACUCAUCAAGGAAAAGAAAUAAUGACCUACGGCACCGACGGCAACGAUUGGAUUCGAUGGCUCGGCGAGAAAUACCACAUGUACAGCAUGACUUCAGUGGGGAUGACAUUGAGGCGGUGGAGAGAAGUCGUUGGUAAGUUUUUAUAAUUAUUUCUAUACGGUUCAUUAAAGUUCAAGUCCGAGGCCAACGUAUUUUCUUCUAGGCAUCCCACACGACCGACCAGUCGAUGGGAAAUUCAUCGACAGCUAUGUAAACAAGACAUUUGACGAGAGGAUUCAUCGGAAAACUCUGUUUUGGCAAUGGUUUUUGGAUCAACGAUUCUUGAGCCUUAAAAUUAAGCAUUGGAUUGAUAAAAAUGAGGAAAAGUAAGGUCCCAGACAUCAAUACAAACAUAUUAUUCUGCAGGUUUCGCCAAAUAUCUGAAAGAUCUGUCUCAGGAGAGCGAUUGGACCGAAAACACUGGCCAGGUUCUGAAGAAUUAGAGAAAAUGAAUCUCUGGGAAAGGUAUGAAAGCGCUCACCUAACUCCUGGAAUCAUACAUGAUCAAGUUUGGAACGCAAACAUGCCAUUUUACAAGAAGAUAUUCACUGAAGACCAAAUUAAACAACUGGCGGGGAUCAGAGAAAGGGUGUUGUCAGCAAGGGAUAUUAAAAAGUACAUUACACAUUGGUAUCAUCCAGAGUUCCAAGAUGCCUUCUGGAAGACCAGUUUUAAUAUAAAAGAUAUGCUUAACAAAACUCAGCCCUUGACAUAA
Bursaphelenchus xylophilus (pine wood nematode) is the source of this 1627-nucleotide messenger RNA. The record is from the annotation of a GenBank genome assembly. NCBI's taxonomy places the organism in Eukaryota, Metazoa, Nematoda, Chromadorea, Rhabditida, Aphelenchoididae.